UUUUAAUCUAGACUUCAGUUGCCACUGGACCGAAUGAUGCUUGCUUAAAACCGUUGAAAGCUUGUUGUACUGACUCUUCGGUUGCCUAGGCAAAGUUCCCCCUCCUCCCUGCAGCACAUGCAAUCAGGAGCGGAGGGUGAAAAGCAAGACAGACUUCGGGAGCUCUCAAACAUUUUUACCUCAAGGCAGAUGUCAUGAAUUACACAGACCCGGUUGUGGAGAAGGCCGUCAACUCCUGGUCCAGAAUCGCCUCGGCUGGACAGACUGUCCUUCUAGAGGCAUUACAGAUCCUCAACCCCAUGUCAAAGGAUCUCUCAGACACCGAGGAACUAGUAACCUUUCUCCAAGGGCUUAAAGAAGAAGGCCACAAGCCCACAGUUCUGCGAAGUAAAGAUGUUUAUGGAUAUAGAUCGUGUACAGCCAAAACACUAUCAGAAGAGAUGUACUGCACAGACAUGGCUAGCAAGGGCUCAAGGACAGGCAAGAAGAGGGGAAGGAAGAAGAAGAAGAAGAAGGAGUCUAACAAGUACGCAUCGUGGACUACUAGUGCAUCAGAAUCUCACAAGGGAUCGGUCUUUCCCAGACCUCCUGUUAUGACCAUUGAUCCUCAAUGUCUGAAACUAACAAACAUUACAGGUUUGACGAGAAGACACACCGCGAAACUACAGAUUCACUCUCAACUUCCAACACUUUCAGGGAUACCGUUGCUGCCUUCGCAGAACACGGGUAGAACACCGAAAGCAGCGGCAAUGGUCGGUCAAAGGUAUCAUCCCUCCUGUCCGGAAUGGAACGGAGCCCUUAUCGGAGACUCCGCCCCGGUGAUGUAUCAAAACGGCCGAGGAGUUUACAACUACGAGAUUGACGUGUCAAACCACAGACGGUCCUGGAGGGACGACCAGUCUCUGUGGGCGAUGAACGAUCAGGAGGAGUGUCGUCUGGAUGAGAACAGCCUGCGGUGGAAGGUGGUCAAAGUGGACGACUGCAUCACGGUGGAGGAACUGAGGAGGAAGGCCCAGAGGAUCCUGCAGGUGAACCUGUCCCCUGUGAUACAGAUACGUCCGCUAUAUGAACCUGUAGCGGAAUACCAGCGUGAUAGCUCCAGUGACUUCUUGGUUUAGCCUAGCUAGCUUAGCAACAAGGCUCGACUGUGGUCUGACUUUUUUACUGUUGACGCCAGAAGGGAACAUCAUGUCGGCAUCGUCUGACCACAGUAAAGUACUUUUUUUUUGUAUUGUGCAGCGACGGGAUGAUGGCAUGAAUCUAACGUGUCAACAGGACUGAAGAAACUGACGUGUCACAGAAGUUACACACGGAGGUGCUUGGAAGACACUCCAUAGACAUUACAGUGCAGAAUGGUGCUCAGUAGCUGUUUAGUUUUUUUUACUAGCUUCUGUUUUGUACCUCGAGGAUGGACUGAUAGAUUUGGUAAACAGUGUCACUGUAGGAUCAUUUUUCUAGCAAGAACAAAAAUGAAAUGUUUACCCUAUUUGGUCUAGCCUACACGACAGUUUGCAGAUUUCGGGUCACCUGAAAUUAAUGUGCAAGACUUAUCUUGAUUUAGCUCUUCCUGUUGUCACGGACUCAUUUGAUUUGCCAUUUUUAUCUACUUUUGUGUAGUCUAGACUGUUUUCAUUGAGUUUCAACUUUGACGGCCUCAAAUGUAUUCUGUGUUUGCUGAAUGUAAGCACUUGAAUCGUAACAAAUCCAUUGCAGGACUAAGUUAAAAUGGCCUUAUUCUUUUUACCUAAAAUAAAUAGUAUUUUUGUA
Molecule: messenger RNA, 1767 nt
Organism: Salvelinus namaycush (lake trout)
Lineage: Eukaryota; Metazoa; Chordata; Actinopteri; Salmoniformes; Salmonidae
Exons: 3
Coding region: 195-1118 (307 amino acids)
Source: RefSeq, a predicted model, not a curated record